Drosophila busckii is the source of this 6019-nucleotide messenger RNA. Its product is annotated as protein FAM135A. The coding region runs from base 376 to 4815 and encodes 1479 amino acids. The record is from RefSeq and is a predicted model, not a curated record. Lineage: Eukaryota; Metazoa; Arthropoda; Insecta; Diptera; Drosophilidae. The transcript is spliced from 10 exons.
GCCUGUCGUCAGUUAGUUGAUUUUAGACAUUUUUGCGGCACGGACGUAUGCGGCGCAACUGCGGGCGACUGCGAAUAGCAACAGUGACACGGACACGGCUACGGUUACGGGCGAGCGAACGGCUAAUACGGUUGACAUUACAGUGCGCUCGGCGCUCGGUGCGGUUAGUGCUCUUGCCACAGAUUCGAGUUACGGUUGCGUUACGGUUUAGCAAUUGAAAUUCAUUAGGUGACCGCAGAACGCGCAGCGCAACGCACGUUGGCCAAACAGCGCCAGCAAAAUGCAAAAUAAAGCAAAUGAAAAACAAUCGCGUUGAGCUUAAGCCGCCCGCUUAAGACUGACAUUGGACCUACGAAUAGGCAGCAGCAAUUAACCAUGGGCGACCUACAGGCCACCAUCGAAUUCUCCGUCGAGCUGCACAAAUUCUUCAAUGUGGAUCUCUUUCAACGCGGACUUUAUCAGGUGCGCUGUGGACUGCGCGUCUCCCCACGCCUACCCGUGCAGGUGGAGACGACCAUACCCGAGCCGACUGCCGGUAAGACAACUGCGAAUGGGCAUGGCGCCAGCGUGGAGCAAUCCAGCGAUAGCGAACGCGAGCAAGGCACGCCAGAGAGUACGUCCGUAACGCCUGGCGGCGGCAGCAGCAGCAACAACGGCAGCGGCAGCUGCACUUCCGCAAGCAUUAUCAAUGGCUGCGGCGCCACACGCAUCUUUCAGAUACUUUAUCGCAACGAGGAGGUGCCGCUGCGCGAUAUCAUACACUUUCGCAGUCAUCUGUUGGUUGAUAGCCGUCACCUGAAGGAAUCCAUUGAGCGCGCCGAGUUCUCACUGCAGCUAGAGCUUUGGUUUGGCGAACAGAAUGGCAGCAGCAGCAAUCUGGCGUUGGCCUCCACACGCCAGCUGCAGCUCAAUUUUCAUCCGGGACGCGGCCUGCAUUAUCAUCUGCCCGUGCUAUUUGACUACUUCCACUUGGCGGCCAUCAGUGUGACCAUUCAUGCCAGUCUGGUGGCGCUGCACCAGCCAUACAUCAAGAAAAGCAUGUUCUCAUAUAUCAAGUUAUGCGCGCCGCGCAGUUCGAAGCCUUGGAGCGCUAGCAAGCUAAGCUGUCGUGGCAAUACCUCACCCGGUCCACUGGAGGCGGUGUUCUUUGGUCCGCAAAUAGGCGGCACUACCAAGUGCAGCGGUGGACCCACUGGACGUCUGCUGCAGUCCAGGCAAAUACACAGAGACAUCUGUUGCCUGCUGCUUGGCGCCAUUGAGCAGCUUAAGGCUACACUGAAUGAAUUCAGCGCUGUGCUCUCGCCCAGCAUUAAUUCCCAGAUAGGUUCGCCGCCACUGCGUGAGAAUGAUACGGCGGAGCGACUGCAGCAGCUGCUGGAGCAGGCCAAGGAUGAACGCAAUAGCGAGGACUUUGCCACCAUAGCCAACUCGGACAUUGCCCAACUCUGCGCCGAGAGCAUCUUCUGGUGGCGACGCGUGCUGCUUGCCUCACGCUCCUCCACAGCAGUGCACACGCUGCUCUCACGCAAGCAUCACAUACUGCGUGUGCGUCGCUUUGCCGAAGGUUUCUUUGUGCAGGAGCAGCCGCGCCAUGCAGCUACCGGUUGCCAGGAUGGCAGUAGUCCUGCGCAUUGCCAAGGCUAUAUGGCCAUAGCGGAGCUGGCGCGUCGUAGUCGUUAUUUGCAAUCUUUGCCGCCGCUGCCCGUGCACUGCACGCCCAUUGAUGGCGAUGCGGCCUCGUUGCCGCUCAUCUUUGAGGAUCGCUAUGUGGUGCCGGGUGCAGGCUAUCAGCGACGUCGCUCUGGUAGUGAUCCACAGCUGGAGGAGAACUCUGUGUCGAGCAAAAAGAAGGAGAAGACGCACUCCAGCAACAGUCUGAAUGGCAACAAGGAUUGCCUGGCCUGUCACUACGACUACGAUUAUCCUCCAGCCAGCAAUGGCAACGGCAAUGCUACAGCGCAUCCACAUGCCCAGUGCGUGGUUACGCCACGCUUUGCGCUGGGCGGCGAGGUGCUGCAGGCUAGUCUGACCAUAGUGCCCAGCGGCAAAGACGUAAUGCGUCAUAAUCUGUCCAGGCAUUCGGUUACCGGUCUGCUGGAGGAUUUAGAUGUGCAAAACAGUGAAGUGGCCACGCUGCCCACGCGACACAGCAAGUCGCUGGAUCAGCUAGACGGCUGCCAGGUAACAGUGGCGUCCACAGCAACUGCCACCACAGCCAGCACGCCAAUGUUGGAGCCACCGCUCAGUUAUAAUACGCUGCCCGCCGGACUAGCGCGUCUGCAGGCGGAUGAUCUCAUGCGCAACAUUUGCGAGCUGCGCCAGCGUUAUGGACACCACAGCAAGUUUGACUAUCUGAACGAGAUCAAGCUGUUGAAUCCGCCCAAGCAGCAGCAAUCGUCGCAGUCCGCUUACAAUUCGCUGCCCAAGAGCAUGGUGCCGCCAAGAAACUCAUAUCCGCCGCCGCCGCCUGGCCAGUACACCACCAUGCCCCGCAGCAGCAGCUCCCAGAUACCACGCGCAGUGGAAAUUGCUCGCGUGCGUGUGUCCGACAUUAAGGAGAUGCUGCGGCAGGGUCAGGGCACGCUGCGCAAAGAGUCCAGCAGCUCGGAAAGCGAUUUGCUGCAAAAGCUGCAGCUGCUCAGCUCCAGCAGCGUGCCUUUCCGUCUGGACGCUGCGAUCAGCGGCAACACCAAUACGGCCAACAGCAACAACAACACCAACAGCAGUGAUCCCAACACCAGCGGUUUCAGUGAAUCUCUGCCCAAUCUAGCGCCGCCGCCAGAGUUUGAUACCGAUGUGCGCCGUCAACGCAGCAACUCCACGUCCUCGCUAAGCGAGGAGAGCGGCUGGGUUAGCAGUCGGCGCAGCUCACUGGCCGUCAGCAGUCCGGACACCAUAACCAGCACUGGUCAACAGCAGAAACAGCGUCACACGCAGCUUAAUAUAGGCAUGGGCUUGGGCCUGGAGACGCGCCUCAAUGGCGAGCAACUGCGUCUGCGGCUGCAGAAGCUGCUGGAGCAACAACAACAGCAGCCUGCUAAGCCACACCGCAAGCGCCAGUCGGCGGGCAACAGUCAAAGUCGCACGCCUGCGCGGCAGCAGGAGCCGACCAAGGAUAAGGAGGAUAAGCUGCACAAGAAGAUCUCUUCGGUCACUUUGACCAUCAAGCGGGAACGCUCGCGUUUUCAACUAGAUCGCCUGCGUCAUCUGCACAACGGCGAGUCCACUGAAGUGGAGGACUUGGAGCGCCCACCGCCGCGUCGCAAUCGCCACAAGAACGCCGCCAAAAACGAAAAGUCCAAGUCAGAGUUUGACAUUAGCAGCCUGAAGGACUUGCAGCCUUUGGAUGCAGUUUGUCUGCCGCCGCCGCAGCAGUUUCAAGAUCAGGAGCAGCUUGAGGAAAUUGUUGCAGUGGUAGCGCCACCGCCGCCUGAUGAAUUUCGCGAUCCACCACCGGAACCGGCGCCCACAGCGCCCAUACCCACUGCAACGCUCAACAAAAGUAAGUCCAAGACGCUGCCCUGUCAGUUAAACCACGCGCAGCCGCCGCCGCCGCUCAAGGAACGCCAGCCCAUAGGCGCCAUAGACAAUCCUGUUUAUCACAUUUACGAGUCACUGCGUCCCAUGUCCACGCCCGCCAUCUUUAGCAACAAGCCCGUCUUGAAGUCACACAGCCUGGCCGAGCUCAAGCGUCCACUGCAGCAGCCAUGCAAACUGGAGAACGGACUGCACAGCGAGCCCGAUGAGAACAAAGAGAACGCCAUUGCGCCCACUCGCGCCAAGUCGUCCAAUGGCUCGUUGGCCAAGCACAAGCGCAAGGCAACAGUGAAUGGCAACCAGGAGGCCAGUCCCAGCAUCUCGCUGCUGGAGUUUGAAAAGUGCCGCGAGGAGUUUCGCAAGCAGAUCAAGUACCAGGGCAACAUCUACUCCGACUAUGUGCAGCUGGCCUCGGAGCUGCCCUAUUUCUAUAUAAGCGAUGAGUAUCGCGCCUUCUCGCCCAACGGCAUGCACUUGGUCAUUUGUGUGCAUGGACUCGAUGGCAACUCGGCGGAUCUGCGGCUGGUGCGCACUUAUCUGGAGCUAGGCUUGCCUGGUGUCAAUCUGGAGUUUCUCAUGUCGGAACGCAAUCAGGGCGAUACGUUCUCGGACUUUGACACCAUGACUGAUCGGCUGGUGUCCGAAAUUCUCUACCAUAUCGACAGCUGUGCUCUGAAUCCCGCGCGCAUUUCCUUUGUGGCGCACUCCUUGGGCACAAUCAUUGUACGCAGCGCCUUGGCACGUCCACAGAUGCGUCCACUGCUACCGCGACUGCAUACGUUUCUCUCGCUCUCAGGACCGCAUCUGGGCACGCUCUACAACACCAGCGGACUGGUUAACAUGGGCAUGUGGUUCAUGCAGAAGUGGAAAAAAUCGGGCUCGCUGUUGCAGCUCUGCAUGCGGGAUACGACAGACAUGCGGAACAGCUUUCUUUAUCGUCUCAGCCAGCGCAGCAACAUGCAUCAUUUUAGCAAUAUACUGCUCUGUGGCUCUAGCCAGGAUCGUUAUGUGCCCGCGCACUCAGCGCGCCUGGAACUAUGCAAAGCAGCCAUGCGGGAUAGCUCUGCCCUAGGCACUAUCUACAGAGAAAUGGUGCACAACGUCAUUGCGCCCAUACUAGCCAAGCCGGAAUUGACUUUGUCACGCUUCGAUGUGCAUCAUGCGCUGCCGCAUACAGCGAAUACACUUAUUGGACGCGCAGCGCACAUAGCGGUACUUGACUCGGAGCUCUUUAUAGAGAAGUUUAUGCUGAUUGCUGGUCUCAAAUAUUUCAGCUAACAUGUUUGCCAUGUUAGCCGACAUUUAUAGCUCUAAGUCCUGGUGAAGAUUACUCAUAUUUUAAUGUUAUUUAAUGUGUAACAAGAAAUUGUUUAGGUUCUGCAUACAGGGUAUAGUACUGUUGAGACACACAAGUUUCUUUAUGGAAUUCCGCUGGAUUACAGUUGGAAUAAGGAAUUUAUUGAAAGAAAUUGUUAGACUUGAAUUUUUUUACCAAAGGCAACUCUUUUGUAGAGUUAGUGAAUUUAGUACGUGCAUCAAUUAAUCAAAACCAAAGAAUGUUUAAUCAAAACACACAAAACUAUAACCAAAGCGACAUAACUGUUAAAAACGUGUUAUCCGAUUUGCAAAAGAAAUUAGUAUGUUUACCAGAUAAGAGUUGACAAAACGAACGUAAGCCAAAGAUAAGUAGCCUAAAACUAAGUUAAAACUAUAUAUACUACUAUAACUACUCACGAGACUUUAUUGUAAACGGUUGAAUUGGCAAAGGCAUUGCAUUAGGCAAGAUCAUAUUAUGAUCAGGUUUAUACGUACUACUACUUACUAACGGUAGCUGAGCACACACGCAUACAAGUUUGCAUUUCUAUGAGAUGAGCAAUGAAGUGGUUUUUUGUGAGACUUAACUAAACAACCCAAUGGAAUUUUUCCACAUAUUUAUACUGCUAAAAACAAAAACACAAAUGGUAGAGGUACUAGCUGUAGUCUAAUCUUAUAUACUGAAGUCAAAAUGCAUUUGUGGAGCGCGCGUCAAUUAAGCUGGAUAUUAUACGAGUGUUAGCCUGGUUUAGCGCCUACGAGAAUUUUUUCAAUUGGGAACAACAAGUUUAGUAGAAUGAAUCGAUUGUAGAGCAGUUAGGUCAAACUUUGAAAAUUUGUAGUCUAGUCGUAGCCAAUAAACAUAGUUAUUUAUGUCUUUUCAGAGCUUUUUCAAACUCUAGUUGUAUACCAUUUUAGCUUCUACCCCUGAAUUGCCUACAUACAUAUACAAACCAGUACUUGCAUUGUAAACGUAUAGGUAUAACCGUCCUAUAAAUGUUAAUCUAUGUGUAUCAACUUGCUAACUAUUUGUUUUUAACGAAAGAAAAUUAAUAUUUAAGAACUAUGUUGGCUGUUUCUUAGAGCCAUCUGUUUUUACUAAGUGUACUCGGAUCAAACUCAUGCCAAUAACCCUAAGUUGCAAUUUAAAAGUUUUUCAUUUCAAUAA